Trichogramma pretiosum is the source of this 3605-nucleotide messenger RNA. RefSeq names its product myb-binding protein 1A (gene Mybbp1A). The record is from RefSeq and is a predicted model, not a curated record. Gene Ontology annotation, molecular function: transcription factor binding; sequence-specific DNA binding; RNA binding. NCBI's taxonomy places the organism in Eukaryota, Metazoa, Arthropoda, Insecta, Hymenoptera, Trichogrammatidae. The transcript is spliced from 8 exons. The coding region runs from base 147 to 3320 and encodes 1057 amino acids. Gene Ontology annotation, cellular component: nucleolus. Gene Ontology annotation, biological process: regulation of DNA-templated transcription.
UCUGCGCUGUACGCACUACGCAGAUGCUGCACCGAGAACAUGUGGAGUGGUAACCAUGUGCUAGCCCGUAUCGUGUUAUAAUAUUCGAAAGAAAAAAAAAAUACUUGUGUUAAUAGAUUUUUCAUUGCGAAUUCAAAAUUGUGACAAUGGCGUCGAAAGUUUUGGACUGUUUUUCUAUGCUUUUGAAAGACAAUGCCUCGCAGAGGAUCGAAGGAGCUGCCAAAUUAACGUUGUAUUAUACGAGGACGAAGAAGGAAAAUGAAGAUAAUAAAGAAGCGAAUCAUGUGCUGACAAGACUGGUUAGAGGUCUUGGGACAUCCAAAGUUUCAUCUAGAAAAGGAUUUUAUGUUGCUUUUCAUAGAAUUUUAUCAAAUGACCCAACGAUAACCAUAGAUCAUAUAUUCAGUAUUAUGAAUACUGAAUUGAAGAGUAGCAAAAGUAACAGCAAAAGCGAGGUUGCAGACAUUAACAAUGGGCGCAUUUUAGCUUGUGGAGCUAUCAUACGCUCUGGUUUAAUUAAAAACAGUUCAUUAGAAGACCAGACAAAAGUAAUAGAAUGUUUGAUACAUUCAGGAAAACAGAGAAGCUAUUUAGGUUUUGAAUCUACAUCAUUUAUCAUAGAAUUUCUUAAUCUAUUUGAUGACAAGGACUCUUUAAAACCGAUAUGGUCUGUGAUAGAACCAGAAAUUUGUAAACCAAUUUCUGAACAAACAUUAGAUACAUUUUAUGUUAUAUUAGUAAUUUUAGAUAAGUUUCCCAAAAUCAUCUCAAAGAAAACCCUUAAAGCCCAAUUUGGGAAUGAGAAUAUAAUUAGUGAAGAGUCUAUGAAAGAUAUAAUCAGAAUUCUUACUGAUAUACCAAGAGUAAUAUGCUACAAACAUCCAAUAUAUAAAAUCUUUGCACAAAAAUUAGUGGAAGCUAAUCUUGUUGAAUGUUUUUGGCUUGGAAUUGAUCAGGCAUUUACAAAGCCAUCGCACACAGUUCAGACUGUGGGAACAGAAUUGUUUAAUUUGAUAUUGGCAAAUUUGAAAGAUAAAGCAUUAAUUUCAGUACUGAUUAGCCCCAAUUUUUUCAAAUAUAUGUUGAAACGAUUUUCAUAUGAUCCUAAACACAAGAAAGAUGAUGUUGCGAUGAAUUUCAAAAAAGCAUUAACAGAAUUAGUGACUCUUUUAGAUAAAGAUGUUAAAACUAAAAUACAAAUCAAUGUGCUGAAAAAACUAAUCAUCAAUCCUGGAGAUAUUAUGAUUGAAAAAGUUACUGGAACAAAAAUUAUUCAAACAUUGACUAAUAAUCUGAAUGCUGAUGGGGUUAAAAAAGUCGCUUCUUUAUAUAGAGACAUAGCAAACAAUACCAAAUUUAAAGAGAAAGAUGAGAGUGAGAGCUGGAGUAAUUGUGCCAGAAUUCAAGUUGUACAAAUGCUUAGUGUGAAAUUACUUGGCCACAAAGCAGUACAGCAAGAAAAAGAAUGGAGAGUAGAACAGCUCAAGUAUCUUUUUGAAAUAGGUCUAUGUGAAUCUUCAAAUAUUGGUGUUGAUCUCCAAUCACAUUUCAAAGAAAGUUUCUACCGGGCCCUAGAUAAUAAACUACCAAAACUCGACGAUUUACGAGAAGUCCUCGCAUCUUUGAUCAAUUUCAUAGACGAAUCUGUCUUUAAAUCGAGCGAACUGAAAUUACGUCAAGCACUGGAUGAAACUGCAACCGCGUCGUGGUCGAAAAUGCUGAAACUCUUGAAAAAACUCAAUAAAAUUCAUGACCAAACGAGCGUCGUGUUCCACACGAUGAUCAUGCACAUGGGUCUGCAGCUAUUUUCCGAUCCAGAAUUAGCGGUUACGUCGAUCGACGACUUGCAAAGUUGCUACGAGCACGUGAAAAAUUCCAGAAAACGGAACAACGACGACGAGCCCGAAUGGGUCGAGGUCGUGAUCGAUCUCAUCCUGUCGCUCCUGUCGCACAAGAGUCAUCUGCUGCGAUCGCUGGUCAGCUGCGUGUUCCCGCACAUCUGUCCUCACCUGAACGCCCAAGCCAUGUCGCAGAUUCUCAAAGUUCUCGACGUCAAGAAGAAGAAUCCCCUGAAGAGCAAUCCAGAAUCCGAUUCGGAAUCCGAAUCGAUGGACGAGGACGAGGACGAGGACGACGACGACGACGAUGACGAAGACGACGAUAACAACGACGGCAAGAAAACAAACGGAGUCGCGACCAACGGAGAUGCCUCGAAGGAGAGCGAAGAGGAGGACGAGGAGGACGAGGAAGACAGCGAUUCCGACGAUGACGACGACGACGAUGACGACGACGAUGAGGACGACGAAACGCUGACGGACCGCGUGAGAAUGGCCGUGCAAUCGGCCCUCGGCAGCGCGGCCAAUCCCGAGGACGAUGGCGAGGAGGACCUGGACGUCGACUGCAUCGACGAGGCGGAGGGCGAGCGACUGAACGACCAGCUCGCCGCGGCCUUCCGCAUACUCAAGGAGAACCGCAAGAGCCGCUCGAAGAAGCAGCAGAAGGACGCCCAGGCGCUGACGCACUUCCGCACGCGGGUCCUCGACCUGCUGGAGAUGUGCUUCGAGAGCGAGCCGAGCAUGUCGCUGGCCCUGGCCACGCUGGUGCCGCUGUUCGCUCUGCUCCAGUUCUCCAUACAGGACGCCCAUCAGAGGCCGCUGGAGAUGCGCGUGCGGGGCUGCCUCAAGAAGCUCGCGGCCUGCAAGAAGUUCAAGGAGUGCGACGUCACGGGCGAGAUGCUCACCGCGAUUCUCAAGGCGCUCAUCGAGAAAGGCGAGAAAUCGACCCUGAUCUGCCAGGAGAUGAGCGACAAGCUCGCCGAGUGCUGCGUCUUUCUGGUACGCUGCUCGCAACAGAUCACCGGCUGCACCGACUCCUUCUGCACGAUAUUCUGCGACAGUCUCAGGGCCUUCUUCACGCAGCGCAGCUGCGCCCUGUCCUCGAUCCUCUUCAAGAGCCUGCUGCAGCUCUGCUGGGUCGGCAACUGGAGGCUCGCCCCGCUGCUGGUCGAUUACGCCUUCGACCCGACUCUGAGGAAGUACCGUCGCGGUCAGGCCCUGGAGCUGCUCAAGGUCUUCUUCAACAAUCACAGACUGUUGAAACUCGAAGAGUUCGCGGAGGAGCGCGCGGCGCUCGAGAAGAAGCUCGCCGAGAAGAUAGCCAAGUUGAAUGAAGAAAAUGUGGAUCUGUCCAAGAACGCCAAGGCAGCGUUGAAAGUAUUGGCUUCGCGCGUCGACGCUACCCUUGUCUUGAAGAGGCAGGCACCUCCGGUGGAUCAAGCCGAAGCACCAGAAAGCAAGAAGAAGAGGACGAAAGAAGAUUAAAAAAGAGAGACAAACAUCUUUUAUAAUUGUAAUUAAAAAUAAUUUUUAAUCUAAGUAACUUUAUUAUGAUUAGGUGUUUCAAUGAGUUGAAUGUAUGUAUCUAUGUUGAUUUAACAUAAUUGAACUAAAAAUUUUCCUACUGUUAAUGGAAUUAUUUGAGUAUAUGUAGCAAAAUGUAAAGAUUUAAAAUAAUUUGACACCUUUGUAGUUAACUCCUUUUGUAGUUAAGUGUAUGAAAAUUGCUAAUUUACUCAAAGAAACACUUUAUUGAUAUACUAGUUAAAU